This is a messenger RNA of Ipomoea triloba (trilobed morning glory), 1323 nucleotides long. Its product is annotated as caffeoylshikimate esterase-like. Lineage: Eukaryota; Viridiplantae; Streptophyta; Magnoliopsida; Solanales; Convolvulaceae. The transcript is spliced from 2 exons. The coding region runs from base 101 to 1096 and encodes 331 amino acids. The record is from RefSeq and is a predicted model, not a curated record. Gene Ontology annotation, molecular function: lipase activity. Gene Ontology annotation, cellular component: membrane.
AGUAAUUCUCAGAAAAUGCAACGACAAACUACCAAACUUCAUCUCUCCUUCCUUAUAUCAUAUCUCUUUCCCUUCCCAUCUGUCUGUACAUUCGCCGGAGAUGAACCCUAGUAUGAAGCAUCCGGUGGCGGAGGCGAACGAGGAGAGUCCAUUUGGCUCCUUAACUGCCGACGAGUUCUACUCGCGCCACUCGGUGAGUCACGGCUCCGAGUUCGUCACCAAUACUCGUGGUCUCAAGCUGUACACCCACUGGUGGACCCCGCUCCCUCCGAUUAAGGUGAUCGGCGCCGUCUGCGUCGUCCACGGCUUCACCGGCGACUCCAACUGGCUCAUCCAGCUCACCGCCGUGCACAUCGCGAAGCAAGGAUUCGCCGUCUGCGCAAUCGACCACCAGGGCCACGGCUACACCGAGGGAGGGCUGAAGGCUCACAUACCGGACAUCAAUCCCGUCGUCGACGACUGCGUAGCGUUCUUCGACUCGUUCCGUGACCGCCACGUGCCGCCGGAGCUGCCUUCGUUCCUCUACGCCGAGUCGCUCGGCGGCGCGAUUGCGCUGCUCAUAACGCUCCGCCGCGGCGAUUCCGCCCCGAAACGGCGCUUCGACGGCGUCGUUUUGAACGGGGCCAUGUGCGGCAUCAGCGAUAAGUUCAAGCCGCCGUGGCCGCUGGAGCAUUUCCUUGACAUUGCCGCGUACUUAAUCCCGACUUGGCACGUGGUCCCCACGCGCGGCUCCAUUCCCGACGUCUCCUUCAAGGUGGAAUGGAAGAGGAAACUGGCGAUAGCAAGCCCUACUAGGACCAUGGCGAGGCCGCGAGCAGCGACGGCGCGUGAGCUGUUGAGGGUGUGCAGGGAUCUGCAAGCGAGGUUCGAACAAGUGGAAGUCCCGUUCCUGAUCAUUCACGGCGGGGACGACGUCGUCUGCGACCCGGCGUGCGUGGAAGAGUUGUACCGACGCGCCGCCAGCAAGGACAAGACUCUGAAUAUAUAUCCCGGAAUGUGGCACCAACUGGUGGGCGAGUCGGAGGAGAACGUGGAGCGCGUGUUCGGAGACGUUAUACAGUGGCUCAGAGCCAGAGCCGGAAACCCCACCAGUUAAGACGCACGCCGCCGCCGUGCACGGCGGAGCAUAUGACGCAAUUAAAUGGAAGUUGGGGGUAAUUACUAAUUAGUUGGGCAAUAUUGAAUAAGUGGAUGGUAGUUGGGAGUCUUUUAAUUACGACUUUCCUUUUUAGUAUUUUUAUAUAAUAUAACUUGAAUGGACUACUUGUGCAUUAAUCUUUAGCGAUUUAUGUUUGGAUAAUGACAUAUCCCCAACUUUUGACA